Sus scrofa (pig) is the source of this 14796-nucleotide messenger RNA. The record is from RefSeq and is a predicted model, not a curated record. Lineage: Eukaryota; Metazoa; Chordata; Mammalia; Artiodactyla; Suidae.
ACUGGCUCGGAGGUGGUUGGGCCCCAUCUGGUCCCCGGGUGUCUGUUUCUGCCUCACCCCCUGAAACACGCACGCGCGCACUGUGCUCCGCAGACCCCGCAGCGGCGGAAGCGCGGGUCUCGGCGGGAUGAGCGCUGACCCGCGCGUGCUUCUCGGAAAACCUUGGCCCCCGGGGGCCCGCCCCGCCGGCGCGCGGACUUGAAUGCGUGCUGGGAGCGGUCCGUGUCGCCGGCGGAGUGCGGGUUUUAACCCCACCGCCCCGUACCCCUCCCCGGCCGGCUUUUUUCACCAAGGGAUCCGCGUUAAGCGCCGGGCGCGGAGUCAGCAACCCGCGCCGCCACGGGAAACACGGAGUUUCUAAGACUGAGAACCAAGUGGUGGGGGAGGGGCUGGAAACCCCGGGCGAGCCCCCACGUGCUGCCACCCGCUUAGCCGCCGAGUUGCCGGGGCCCCGCGGGGCGAGGCACCUCCCCGAGCCCAGGGCCCGUGGGGCGUUCUCCGGUGUCGCUGUGGCCUCCUUGGGCGGGUCCCAGGAUGGGGCAACCCUGGCCCCCGGCUGGAAAUCAAGGGAGCAGCCUGCUGGUGACAUGUGUUGGUUUGGUUCUCAUUAUUGGACGUUCUCUUUUCUUCACUUCUCUUAUCCCUGCAUUCCUCAAUCUUGAUUCUACUCCAAGCAAUUUUCUCUCCGGAAAGGAAGCCCUGCCAGGCCAGUUUCAAGAUCCCAGGACACUGUUUGUAUGUUGUUUUUGGCCACACCCACAGCAUGCAGAUGUUCCUGGGCCAGGGAUCGAACCCAUGCCACAGCAGUAACAAUGCCAGAUCCUUAACCCACUGAGCCACCAGGGAACUCCACGAGUUCACAAAGCCUUUGAGGUCUUGCUGCAGGACCUUCAUAUCCUCCCUCUAUUGAAAUGGGCCAAACCACUCCCGGUUUCAGCCACUCUCUGCAGACUGGUCUGCCGGCUUCUGCCUGUUAUUCUGGUAGACGCCCAGUGGCCUCUCUGCGUUCUCCCACUUGGACACCAGUAGCGCACAAGCUGUGUGGCUUUAGCGGUUGGUCCCAUCUGUUUGUACUUUGGGGUUGACCAAGACACCUUGGCACUGAAUUAUCUGGCAAAUGUCACGCAUAAGGUUUUGUCUUUUCUAGCCAGUUGCUCUGCCUGUUGUUACUUGGGGAUUUGAGAAAAUCCGAAACUAUAUUCAAAGACACACGUCUCCCAGGAGCUCUCCCACUGUUUCCUUUUCAUAGCCUGAGAAAACUCCAUUUCCAGAGUGGUUAACUGAUGUGCUUACAGUCACACGGCUGGUGAAGGCUGAUGCCAGCAUUUGAAUCUGGGUUCUGAUUUCGAGCCCUUAUCUUUUUCUACUACAUUUUGUUUGAAAACUGCUUGUAUGGCAUUCCUGUCGUAGCUCAGCCGUAAUAAAUCAGACUAGUAUCCAUGAGGACGCGGGUUCAAUCCCUGGCCUCGCUCAGUGGGUUAAGGAUCCGGCUUAGUCGUGCGCUGUGGUGUAGGCCGGCAGCUGUAGCUCCAGUUUGACUCUUAGUGCAGGAACUUCCAUAUGCUGCAGGUGCGACUGUAAAACGAAGAAUAUCAGCGUGUGGGCAGGGCUGUGCUCCGACUGAAACCUAUUGGGAAUCCUUCCUCCCCUCUUCCCAGCUCGGGGGCUCGGCAGCAACCCUUCGUCCCUUGGCUGGUGGCCAUGUCACACCAUCCCUCCUCCUUCCCAAGCCGUCUUCUUACGAGGACAGCAGUCCUGCCGGGUCAGGGCCCCGCUGUACCCCAGGCGGCCUCACCUCAGCCAGUUACACCUGCAGUGAUUCCAUUUCCAAAUAAGGCCACAUCCCGAGGUGGGGGUGGGACUUCAACUUGUCCCUGGGGACACAGUGCAACCCACUAUAGCGUGUCCCCCCCACCCACCGGGAGGUUACCUGUCUUUUUACUUUUUGCUUCAGGGGAGGGAUGGGACAGAGCAGAAGAGAAACCUAAAGUCAGUGGGGAUGCAGGCAUGAGGUCUUGGCCAGAAACAGCGCAGCGGGUUUCCCUGCAGGUUUGAGACGGUGUCUUCCUGAGCAGCACGGCCAGGGAGGCAGCACAGGCCCAGGAAGGGAGGGGCCCCGUGGUAUCUGACGAUGGAGAAGGUCACCCUCGCCUGGUGCCCUGGACCGAACGUAGCCAGGAAGCCACAGAGAACGCCAGGUCUGAAGGCCAUGCCCACCAGCCGGAGAGCAUGCCUUGGCCCUUUGGUGCCUCUGUCCCCAGCGCGGUGUAUGGAGCCUAGUAUGUUCACGGGAAAAGUCAGGCAUCUGAAGGAGCCUGGAUCCCAGGGUACAGGCCCUGUGUCCAUCAUGUGAGCUGGGCAUAGAGACCUCAGCAUCCUCUAAACCAUGGAGAUCAGAAGCAUCAAAAUCACUUCCCAUGAAAGUGAAAUAAGGUUCCUAACCUGCCCGGCACUGGGAAGGCUUCGCAAACGACACUGCCUUUCUCCUCGCUCCCUCUCUGAGCCUCAGCUUCUUUUUUUUUCCUCCUUUUUCUUUUUAUAGCCACAUAUGGAGGUUCCCAGGCUAGGGGUCGAAUCGGAGCUGCAGCUAAGGGCUACACCACAGCCACAGCAACACCAGAUCUGAGGCGCAUCAGUGGGUGAACUACACGGCAGCUUGCAGCAAGGCCAGAUCUUUAACCCACUGAGCGAGGCCAGGGGUCAAACCCACAUCCUCACAGAGACAACAUCGGGUCCUUAACCCACUGAGCCACAAUGGGAAUUGCUACGUCUCAGUUUCUCAAUCUGUAAAAUGAAGAUAACAUUUUACCAUGAAGUGUUCUUUUAAGAGUCAAAAGAAAAUAGCACAUGUAAAAAAAAAAAAAAAAAACCUGUAAAUUGUAAAGAACGAUGAAAAUAACAGUUGUUACUGUUCAAGGAAUUGCUGAGUUAAUUUUGACCGUCAGUACACAACUGGCUGCGCCUACUAAAGGCCCCAUUAAGUAGGACAGGUGCACGCCAUCCCGUAGCUCAGGGCCACCUGGUGGGGCGCGGAGCAUCCUCUCUCAGUAGAGGUCAAGGUCCGCCCGCAUCCCCAUCAGAGGGUAAUUCCUUCCUCAUCCUGUUUCUCUCCUAAACCUUCAUCCACGGAGCCCCCUUUUAUGACAAGAGGAAUUCAUUCAAUGGCCUCUCAUGUGUUAGACUGGCCAGGCCAGGGCUUUGUUCACCAGCCCUGAAGUGUGGAGCUGAGCCACCCGCUUGCACAGGGGCCACACAAGUGGAGUCUCGUGCUGCAUGUGUGCAUUCAGCAGCCAGGUGUGGUCUCGCCCACACACACCUCCAGCCUUCCUGGACCGAGGUGAAUCUAGAUGACGUGGGCCCGUCUCCCAGGGGACUCCUCAGGCAGCUCCUCAGCUGCCUCCUGUCUGUGGUCCUACCUGAUGUGACACCACGGUGUCCCCAUCCUUCUCCACGACAGGUGCCUGGUCCAGGGGCAGCCACAGCCCAGCGCCCCGCUCCCUUCGCCUCUCCUUCAUCUCCAGUUCGAAGCGCUGGCAGUUCAGAGAGACUGUGGUGUGGACGCUUGUGUGUCCAGAACCUGUGCUGGCCGCCUGGAGGUGCACCCACUCCUCAAGCAGCCAGUAGACUUGUACAGAUCCCCUUCUGUGUGCAAGACUCAUGCUAGAAGCUGCAGGGGAUCUAAAGAAGCACUGCCUGCCUUGCAUCGAACCCGAGACACCAGACCGACUGCGUGGGGGACCAUUGCUUUCUUUCCUGUCAAGAAAGAAGUGCCCUGACAGUUAAGCUGUGACUCGUAUCGAUGGUAAGAUGUAUCCUGAUUUCAGAGUUGAUGAAUUACUGUGCGAGGCACUGUGUCUCUUAAAGGGCUAUAAUCUUCCCAGGGAAAGAAUACGCUGGCACACACUCAUAGCAGGGGGUCAUGCCUGGUUGACUCUCAGAGGAGUUGCAAGGAUUUAGGUGCUCGAAUUUCUGAGGCUAGAAGUGGCUGUCAUUGGUUGGAUCUUGAAGUCCAAGUUGGACCAAUACCACCUGGAUGGUGUCGAGAAGGGCCACUGAGAAGAGAGGAAAGAGGCAGACACAGGUGGAGCAGGUGUGUAAAGGUCGGAAGCUGUCCAGGCUGCAGAAAGAGGAUGAAGUAGGAAAGGCAACCCCGCUUCAGGUUGGGGUCAUCCCUGAGGAGUUCGGUGUUUAUUUUUUAAGCACUGGGGAGCCACAGAAAGUUUUAGAGCAAGGGAGGAACACACCAGGCCGUCCUGGGGGAUAUUAUUUUGAGGGUGACAGGCAGGAUCUAGGGAAGCAAUAGGCUGCAGGCAGAGGACCUGUUUCAGAGAUACCAGGUGUGAAGCAAAGAGAAGAGACCGGCCAUGUGGAAUGAAGAGGAAGGAGCAGAAGGAAACUCUGGAACUCAGGAAAAUAAUUGAGCAAGACUUGUUCAGGAGCAGGGGUGCCACGAGACUGUAUUCUAGGAGUUCCUCCUGGGGCACAACAGGAUUGGCAGUGUCUCUGGAGCCCUGGGACGCAGGUUCGAUUCCCAGCCCCGCACGGUGGGUUAAGGAUCCUGCAUUGCCAUAGCCGUGGCUUAGGUUGCAACUGCGGCUUGGAUCUGAUCCCUGGCCCAGGAACUCCAUAUGCCAUGGGGCAGCCAGAAAAGAAAAGACUAUAUCCUAAAAUGUGGGCGUGGACAGCCGAAGAUGCAUUGCCAGAGUAAGGACCUCCUGGGCCCCCUUUGCCGCCCCUGGCCCUCGGGAUCAAUACAAAAGAAAGCCCGGCACAGACUCGGGUCGAGGCACCAAGGUCACUCCAGGCUGAAACCGCUUCAUGGUUGCCAUAGUUUUGUCUUCUAUAAAGUGGUUCUUGUGAUACUGACGCCUUUGGUGACACCGAACCUGAGACUAAAAAACAUGCCCUGUUGUUCUAAGUCCCCGAGGCGUUUCACAAACAGCCUCCUUUGUUUUUUCGGCCUCUCUGCCCCUGUAUGUAAAGCAAGGACAAGCUUUACUGCAGGUGCAUUGGGAAACCAAAUGACCUUUAUAGAAAUCAUGAAAUCGGAAGCAAACCUGGGAAUAAAUCCAAGGUUUCCUGAUUCAACAUUGUAUCUAAGUGUGUAUGUUUGCUGCAGACCUUGCUGCCCUCAAUAAAAUAGAACCGGGUGCUGUGUACACUUGGAGAACGCUGUAAAUUCCAGGUACUGAGCCAGGAGAGAGGGUUUAUUCAUGGGGGAGGAUUGACCCUGCCUGAGAGAGUCUACGCCGCCCCUGAUGCUGGGGGCCAGGUGUGGGCUGUACAUGCCAUAGCAGAGCUGGCACCUGGCAUGGCCAUCAUGCCCUGGGUUUCAUCCUGUUGGUUUUGGAGGCUCUAAGAGGAAACACUUCUUCUUGAGGACAAAGUCCAGGGAAUAUACGGAACAAGCAGAGUUUCUUUCCUUCUUGUUCUUUAAACGGAACCGUAUAUUCAAAGAUCAGUCUGGCUCCAAAGUAUCUGUUUGUAGUGGGCAUUAUCCAUCUGAGAACAAAUCAAUGAGAUGCCGCAGAAACAAAGUGGAGUCUCUGUCCUCAAGAAGCAUCGUCCCAGCAGAGCGAGGAGGUCUGAGGUUAGUAAAGAAGAAGGGCAUUUCCUAUGGGCCCAGGGGCAAUGAAGCCCACGUGGCAACAUGGCACCAAGGGCCCGCUGCAGCUGCCGUGGUCGGACAGCGCCUCUCUGAAGACACCUGAGCAGUGAGGAGAAGGGAGCCAGAAAGGCCCUGGGGGAGCAGAACAAGGCCCCAAGGGUGGAACCAGCUGGAGACAGAGAAGGAACCAGUAUGGUAGCGGUAGGGCUGGAAGUGGCAGCACGGGGAUUGCCGGCCUUCAUAGAGGGUUUGCCUUCUAUUGCAAAGGGGAUCCAGAGCUGCCACGUCUGAUCUUCUCAGUAGAAUGUUCAUCCCCGCAGCCGUAUGUGGGAUGCCGUGCAGGGUAAGAGCAGAAGCUGGGGCAGAGAAAGUGGUCCAGGUGAGGGGUGGUGGUCAGGCCAGGGUGGUGAUGCACAGGAAGGAUGAUGGCUCACUUGAGGGCUGAUGGUUCAUCUGAGGGCUCAUGGUGGCCUGGGCUAAGGUUUCCACAUUAAAAGUGGUAGAGCUAAGAUACAAGAAAACACUUGAGUUUGGGCAGAGAAAUUCCACAGGUUUCAUUUACUGAGACUUGGGGAGCAGAUUGGGGGCAUUUAGUUGCUCUCUUUUAGCCACAUUAAGUUUUAGGUGCCUUUUGAUAUCUAAGAGGUGACUCCAAGCCGACGGUCGGGUGGUCCUGUGUGGGACUCCCAUGCCAGGCUUGGGCUGGAGUUAGAUGCUGCAGAACCAUCAGUGCAGAAGUGGAGUCAUGGGACUGGCUCUGAUUACUGUAUGGGCUUCCUGUGGCUGCUGUCACAAAGUGCCACAAGCUAGGUGGCUCAAAACAGCAGAAGUGGGUGGAUUCACUCACAGUUCUAGAAGCCAGAAAUCCGCAAUCAAGGUGUCAGCCAGGCUGGGCUCCCUCAGAAAGCUGCAGGGGUGGGUCUGUCCUGGCCUCUUCCAGCUUCUGGUCACUCCUUGGCAUCCUGGGCAUCCCGCAGCUCGCAGCUGCCUCGCUGCCAGCUUUUCCCAUCACAGGACCUCCUCCCUCCUCUGCGUCCAAAUCUCUCUGACCUUGUAGGGACGCCGGUCAUACUGGACGAGGCUCCGCCCUCCUCCGCUGUGACCACAUCUGAACUUGAGGACAUCUUCACAUCCAAAUAGGACACAGUCAUGGGUUCCAAGAGGACGUGAAUUUUUGUGGGGAUUCUAUUUAGCCCAGGACAAUUACCCUGGGAAAGAGUGUAGACAGAGAAGAAACCUGAUGGGUGCAGAACUCUGGGUCCCGUGGCCGAGAGGAUGGAGAGGGGGAGCUGCCUGGUGAGGAUGGCGUGGAGGCCACGGCCACGGCCGCUCGCGAGUCCCGGGAGAAGUGAUCAGCUGCUGAGAGGCGACUGACUGUUUGGCUUUGGAAACGUGGAAAUCAAGGGCAACUCCAAAAAGGCUCUUUUCAGCCAAAGCACCAUUAGGUUGGGCCGAAGGCAGAGUGGGGACAGUGAGAAAAUAAAAACAGCAGGUAGAAACAGCUUUUUUCUUCGAGACCUGCAAGUGGGGUGUGGAGAUGGGGUCGGGGAGGCUAAAAGGACGGGAGGUGGUGGGACGUCUGGGUGACGACGGGGUGCAGCCGAGUUGUGGGGGAGCUUGUGAUGCAGGAGGGGCAUCUCUGAGCUGGUGAGGGACCAGCAUCCUGUACCCCUGGGGAGGGUGGCUUCAGAGAGGAGCGAGACAGGGCAGUCGCUGCGACAGGAGGGGCGUUUGCCAUGUUUCUGGUGCAGGGACAUCGUGGGACUGCUGAUGGGAAGAAGACAAGUUCUCCGAUUGCCUGUGUCUCACCUCCAGACCGUGGUGAGAUGGGAAAUAGGGGGAAGGAUGGGGCGGGGUUUCGUGGACGACUUGGAGGGAAGUGGAUGCACUGGCGACGCCCAGCAGGGGCCAGGCUGGUCCAGUAGACGUGGAGGGAGUGUGCUCCGCGGUCUCUCGGGCGAGGUCCAGCAGCAGCUGUGGGCAAGGGGUGGCUGGGUCUGAUCCUAGUUGGGCUUCUGCAGAAGGAGAAAUGAGGGGUUCUAGAAGGAGCGGCUAUGGUGAAGCCUGGGCCCACAAGGUGGGCAGUAGGAGGAUGAGGGGGGAGCGGAGGGCUUUGGGGAGGGGUCUCACUGGAGGGGAGAGUUGUGGACACAGGAGCACAGGCGUGUGAGCGGUGAUGGAAGGCGGCGGUCGGUGUGUGUCUGAGAUUGGAGUUUCAGAAGCAGGAGUGUUUGGUUAGGACAGAGCAUUCUGCUGGAGAGUGAGAGAAGUGAGAGGCCAGGGCCUCAUGGGGUAUCCAGUGGAGUUGUAUGAGUGAAGAAAAGCAGGGCUUCCUUGAUUUGUCCUCCUACAUGGUAGGACGUAAAAGGCAAAGGAGGAGUUCCCUGGCGGCGCUGGGGGCUAAGGACCUGGAUCAUCAUAGCUGUUGCUUGGGUCACUGCCGUGAUGCAGGUUUGGUCCCUGGCCUGGAGAACUUCUGCCUGCCUUGGGUGAGUCCAAAAAACAAUUAAAAAAUAAAUAAAAGGCAGAGAGGAAGUUUCCACUGUGGUGCAGUGGGUUAACAAUCCGGCUUGUCUCUGUGGAGGCACCAGGUCAACCCCCAGCCCUGGCCCAGUGUAAUGGGUUAAGGUUCAGCAUUGCUACAGCUGCGGCCUAGGUUUCAGCUCCAGCUCUGAUUUGAUCCCUGGCCCAGGAACAUCCAUAUGCCUGGGGGCAGCCAAAAAAGAAAAGAAAGAAAGAAAACAUAAUAAAAGGCAAAGAAAGUCAAUAUGCUUUGCAGGAGUUAAGGGGCCAAGCGCCAAGAGAAGAGGGUCUGUAGGGAAGUGAGCCUGACAUUGGGUUGUGCCUUCCAGGCCUCAGGGCAUUUGUCAACCCUAACUGCCCGGGUGAGAGGGCAGCUGCACGGGGCCAAGCAGGCCUGCCAGCAGCUGCACAGACCUGGAGAGACAAAAGCUAGAGUUCUGUGCCCGCCUGGCAGGAGGGCCCAAGAGGCAUCUCUGGCUUGGGAGGAAGGGCCCACAGAAACAGCACACCCUCUGGACGUCUGUGCAGUUUGAGAUGAGGAUGGACUUAGCACUGAAGGAGUCCGACAGCCUUGACAGAAGGAAUGGUUAACAGAAUCAGGGCUCCCACUGAUCCAGUACAAUUGCCCUAAAGACCAGAGAGAAUUUGCUGCCAGCUUAAAAUUUCUGAGGCCCUGCCAGCUCUUAAUAUUAAGGUGGAAGCAAAUUUUCUCUUGUUUGUUGUUUUGUUGUUAAGUUUGCAACAUAAAGACAUUUCCUGGGAAGUUCCCUGGUGGCUCAGAGGGUUAAGGAUCCGGCAUUGUUGAUGUAGCAGCUCGGGUCGCUGCUGUGGUAUGGGUUCGAUCCCUGGCCUGGGAACUUCUGCUUGCCGUGGGCAGCAGCCAAACAUUUUCCCUGGGCUAAGAUUCCCCAGGUGAAUCAAGUUAACGUUGGUUGAGCCUAGCUCUCUGCUGGAUGUGGGUUAUCUCGUUAAUCCUCUCAUCAUGCUGUUUAACCUCCAAACACCCCAUGUGCUGUUUCCAUCAUCUCCUCUUAGGGCUCAGCCCAUCGCAGAGGGUAGGGGUGGUUUGCUCGCAUUCGAGCAGCUGGUCGGGGUAGCGCUUGGCAAACCCCAGGUCCUCUGACUCAGAGUCGGAGGCAUCACACCGCCUCCCUCGGACUGGCACGUGUUCUGCCCUUCGUGGUUUGAAGCCCAUGGUCCCUGAAAGAACAGAAGCCAAAUAAGACUUCAGCAGCUCUGUGUUUUCUCUGUUCAGUUUCACCAUCUGUCCCUUCUCGUUCCUGUUUCUCUGAGCAGAGCUGAGGUCUGUUUGAGAAGCUGAUCCAGCGUCGUGAGCCUGAAGGCAGAGAGGCUGUAGCUCUCUGGACACUGGUUUAGCCUCUGGCCCUCUCUUACUGGGUCCCGGGUUACAGCCCGUCUAGCAGGGGUGGAGAACGUGGGUUUGAUGUUAAGCCGACCUGAAGUUGGCCCUUGGCUCCUGGCAGGAGUCCAGCUCUCACCCGCUGUGGGUUUGAGGGUCUCGCUCCCUGUGCCGCAGGUUCCCCGGGGGUGAACACUGCCCCUCCUGUUUCCCACGCCCUGUGUGGUCCCGCCUGCUCCACACCUGGGCUGGCACCAUGACAAGUGAUGCUGUGCAUUCCUGUACCAGGCCUGGGAAGACCUGGGCCUCCUCCUUGGUGCUGCAGGGAGCGAGCCAUCAUGGAGGAAGUCUGCCGCCCAUCAGCAAACCCACGUGAAGAAGCCAUUUGGAGAAGCGUGGAGAAGAGCCACCCAGAAUCCCAGCCCUGCCUGCCCCCCAGCCAACCCGCCAGCUUCUGGGGGCUCCAAGCAGGCCAGCCCCUGGGAGGCCACCGUCUCAGUGGCCAUCACAUGGAACGGAACGCCCAGCUGAGUCUGGUCAACCAAGGAAUCAGGCAGGCUAAUUGAAUGGCUAUUGUUUUAAGCCUCUGAUAGUUGAGUGGUUUGUACACAGCAAAGAUCCUUGAAACAUUGUUAACUGGGGGUGGGGGAGGGGAGGGGGAACUCAAGUAAGUACAGUGUCCUGGAGCUGGCAGCGUCUAGAAGGCUCUGAGCCACUGGGAAAGUGACUUUCUCCUGUGGGACAGGCAGUCCUUCUCCGAGGGACCCAAGAAGAUGCAACUUGCCUUACCCAGGUGGGGAGGCCGAGACGGACGCCCUGCACUGUUCACCCUGUCCCUUGGCCUCACAAAGCAUUUCUGGCUGUGCACCUGUGAGCUACGGCGCCCGAAAGGGGUUCAGUGGGAAAAUGCAGAGAGGGACGUCACACCCACAGCAGCCUGCCCCUCCGAGCAUCUCUCUUCAAGGGAUGAAGGGACAAUGUUUGUGCCACCCCAGACCCCUCAGGUAGAGGGAGGCAUUUGGAUACUGAGAUGCUGGGAUUCUUCAGGUCAAGGCUGGGACACAAAGACUCAGGUCGCUGGGCUUGUCAUAGCCACCGCACGUCCUUCAGCGUCCUUCCUCAGAUGGCCCUGGGAGCCUGGGAGGCGUGUGUCACACAAGAGGAUUCAAAUGAGAAAAUCCCACUGAAAUCCAGGGCCCAAAGCACUGCGUUUGCCUAAUGAACCAACAUGGGGGUCGAUGAUGGGAGCUUGACCACAUCUCCUAUUUCCCUUUUUCAUGGCUACCAAGUGGAUCCUGUGAACGUCAUGCUCAGAUUCUUAAAAGCAAUCUUCUCGGGAUCCUGACAAAAGAAUCUAGCCCCUUUGGUUCUCACCCAUGCAUUCAUUCAUUCAGCAAAAUUCACCAGGCUCUCAGCUCCCUGGUCCCCAAGGUGAGGGAGUACUUCCUGGGGGAGCCGUAGUCCAUCGGGGAGGGGGACACAAAACACAAGGAGAAGAAAGAACAGGAAGGUAACUGCUGGUGCAGCGACUGCAAAAGACACACCAGCAGUAACAGGCUGGAAAGUGAACUCUGGCAGUUGGGGAGGCAUUAGCAGAAAGUAUCGUUUCCCCUACAUCUCCAAGGAGCAGUCAGACUCUGGAGCAGUCGCUGCAGUGGCUGGAGCCAAGGGAGCAGGCGCGCUGGGGCUGGCAGGGCUGGUGGGUGAGGUUGCAAGAGCUCAGAGGGCUUCCUGGCCAGAUCUAAAAAGUUCAGGUCUUUAUCCUGCAGGCAAAGGGAGGCAGCAGGAUUUCAGACAGGUGAGUGACAUUAACUGCUGGGUUCCCGGGAUGAUAAGGCUGGCGGCAAAGUGGAGGAUGAAACAGACAGGGGAGAAGCCAAUGGGGAGGCUGAGGAAAUAGUUCUAUGUGGAAGGUGAUGCAGCCUUGAGCAGAGGCUGUAAUUGAGAGCACUGGGUUGGGAGGAAGGAGCGGAAGAAGUUAAGAAUGAUGCCCAGGACUUUACCUGCUGGCAUGAUGGGGUGUGUUCCGGAAGGGAGAAACGUUCUCAGCGAAAAGGUAAAAGGAAAAGCAAGAUCAUUCAGUUUGAGAUCCUGACAGCAAUAAUGUAGAAGGUUGACUAUAUGGGAGUGGAAGGCAAGGGAAUGAAACAUCCUGGGAUUGGAGGCUUGAAUCAUUAGCAUAGAAAGGAGUGAGGGAAGAGUAGAACCAUAGUGGCAACUAUGUAGCAGCUGACCCUCCUCCGGCUCUGCGCCGGUGGUAGGCAUUGCUAAUCAAUCCCAGCACACCUUCCGGCAGAGCCCGGUGCUCCAGAAGUCAGAGGCAAAGGGUUUCUCCGGGUAAGGAUCGUGGGCACAGCCAAAUGCUGCCUGCAGUCAGAGCGCACAGGAUGAAGACCCAACAGGCUGCUGGGCUGACAGGCUGAAAGGCACUGGUGGCCACGUGGCUGUCCUCCACUUCGAGUCCCGCUGCUGUGUUCAGGCUUCGGGGCAGGAUCCCAGCUGAGGGCUAGAGUCCAGGAACACAAAGCUGAGAGUGAAGCAGUGUCCCCUCUCCUGGAGCCCCCAGGCUGAGGGAGAGAGCCAUCAGCAGGUCUCUGACCCAUUCCUAGUGGAAAUGGCCCCGAUGCUUAUCAAGUGAUGAAUGGAUAAACAAAAUCCAUGUUCAUACAACGGAUUGUUACUCAGGCAUAAACAGGAAUGAAGUGCUGAUGUGUGCUGCAGUGUGCAACCUUGACACAUGCUGCUCAGUGAAAGAAGCCAGUCCCAAGAACCACGUGUUGCGUAAUUCUGUUUGUAUGAAACGUCCAAGACAGGAAAUAUUAAAAUGGACCUUCAAAAAUGCUAGGUUUACAAUGAGAAAUGUUAUAAUUCAGAGUUUGCUUUAUGGAUCCUUGACACUUGGGGUCUGGACAGCUCUCUUUGGUAUUUAUUUUCACCAUAAUAAUGUGAAGAACCAGGAGAAGAAAAUCCAGACGAAAGGAAAUCCAUUGAUUUGGUCCCUUGGGGAAAAACUGCAAGAGCAAAGUAUCCAUGGCUCGAUGCAAAUACGAAGACCCCGUGAAAGGCUUAAUGAAGAUGAAACUGAAGAACAAAAGCCAAUUUCUGUAUUAGGUGAGGAUUUUAACUAUACGGACACAGAACUUAUUUAUGGAUAUAUGAAAUAUGGCUUUAAUCACAUCGUCAGUAAAAGCUUGGGCAACUACAGAAAUGUGCCAGAUAGCAGGAAUAAAAUGUGUCAUCAAAAACAUUACCCAGCCAACCUCCCUACUGCCAGCAUUAUCAUUUGCUUCCACAACGAAGAAUUUAAUGCCUUGUUACGGACAGUGUCCAGCAUCAUGACUCUCACGCCACAUCAUAUCAUUGAAGAAAUUAUUUUGGUUGAUGACAUGAGUGAAUACGAUGAUUUGAAAGAGAAACUGGACUAUCAUUUGGAAAUAUUUCGGGGAAAGAUUAAAGUAAUAAGAAACAAAAAGAGAGAAGGGUUGAUCCGAGCACGGCUGGUGGGAGCAUCGCGAGCAUCAGGGGACAUUCUGGUGUUCUUGGAUAGCCACUGUGAGGUGAAUAAAAUCUGGCUGGAGCCCUUGCUGGAUGCCAUCGUCAAGGACCCCAAAAUGGUGGUGUGUCCUAUCAUGGACGUCAUUGACUAUGUCACCCUGGAGUACAAGCCCUCUCCCGUUGUAAGGGGCGUUUUCAACUGGCAUCUACAGUUCGAAUGGGAUCGUGUUUUCUCUUAUGAGAUGGAUGGACCAGAUGGACCUACCAGACCUAUCCGGUCACCCGCGAUGGUUGGAGGACUUUUUGCUAUACAUAGGCAUUAUUUUAAUGAAAUUGGACAGUAUGACAAAGGCAUGAAUCUCUGGGGAGGAGAAAACCUGGAACUUUCUCUAAGGAUUUGGAUGUGUGGAGGCCAGCUAUUUCUACUCCCCUGCUCUCGAGUAGGACAUAUCAAUAAGCCCUACUUCACAAAUCAAGGUGAAAUUAAGAAAGCCAUGGCAUAUAACAACCUCCGCAUUGUGCAUGUCUGGCUAGACGAAUACAAGGAGCAGUUUUUUUUACAAAACCCUAGGCUGAAAUCUCUUGCCUAUGGUAACGUUAGUGAGCGUGUUGAAUUAAGGAAACGAUUGGGUUGCAAGUCAUUUCAGUGGUAUUUGGAUACCGUCUUCCCAGAACUGGAGACAAGUAACAGCAUCUGAUGAAAGGAAGACCAAUCGUUUUUGUUGAUAAGGUGUUAAAAAGUCCCCCGAUCCUUCACCAUAGAGAAGAGGACAAAUUUGGAACACGGUGAAAUUCAGUAAGAAAUAUAACCCAGAAUGGUCUAUAGCAGUACUGCCUUUUCUUUCCUCCUUUGAUGAUACCUCUGUGUGCUUUGUUAGUCAUCUGCCCCUAAAUUUCUGGCGUGGCAAGACCUUGAACAUUAGACAUGCACAUGAUCACGCAGUUAAGACGACCAUGCACUUGACAGAGGUCAAGUGUAUUAUCUCCACUUAGUUGCCAAACUCACUUGGUCCUGGAAAACCCCAAAGACUGCUCCAUUCUUUGCCAACUCAGUUCCUACCCCAAUAGGCGAUCUGGGCCAGUGACCUCCCCACAAAGACAUUUGCAGAGAGCUUGGUUGGACCGUACCAACUUUGGCUCAGCUGCACUGAGCUCCGUGCUUGCUGCCAGUGUAGAUUCUGGCCCUGACACCUUGCUUGAUUGGAUUCCCGAGUUUCUGAUGUCCAGUCACUUGCCUGGGUGUCCUGGUCCAGCUCUCCAGGUCCGUCUCCCUGUCUGUUCCUGUCGGCCCUUCCGUUAACUGGAGACAUUCCCUCUUCCCUGCUUCUGAUUUUGCCUUUCUUAUGUCUGUUUCCUCCUGUCACUUCUUGGACUGCAAGCCUUGUUGAUAACCUAUGUUCUACAUGACUCGAGACCUGUUAGCUGGGAUUGGGGCAGAAAUAACAAGGUUCUACAUCCAUUCCGUGGGAACACACUCCUAUAUACCUAAAGGGCUUCUUUUAGGGUCGCGGGAUGGCUAUUGCAUUCACCCUGGUGAAAGUGGCUAGAAAAGUGAAAUAUAUUUAAUUCACACAACAGAGAAAAUGAGGGAAGGAACACAUUGAAAGGAGUGGAAAGGAGGAGUCUUAGGAUCACUAAACAUACCUGCUGCUGGAGAAAAUAUAAGCUAGUUUUUUACAGAGGGAAACAGCUUCACUGAUCUCCCCUUUUGGCUUGGCUGGUUAAGAACCCGACUGGUAUCCAUGAGGAUGCGGGAUCAAUCCCUGGCCUUGAUCAGUGGGUUAAGGAUCCGGUAUUGCCGUGAGCUGUG